AUGCUGUACCGAAACACAGCAGUCCUCAUCUUCCCCCUCGUGGUCCUCACCUGGUACCUCAUCUCCCGCUCCUGGCCAACCCUCUCACAGAGCACCCUCCACCCCGCCCCCCUCCACGCCGACACCGUCCCCGUCGCCAUCAGCUACGGCACCGGCUCCCUCCUCGCCCCGCCACCGACCCCCCCACCCUCCCCCUACGACCCCAGCAAGCACGCCUACGUCUUCUACGCCACGAACAGCGCCUACGCCUGCUCCGCCAUCGUCAACUUCCACCGCCUCAAGCACAACCUCAACACAACCGUCCCGGGCAUCCUCCUCGCCUCCUCCGGCGUCUCAAACUCCACCCUCUCCGCCGCCCGCACGGCGGGACUGGAGGUCAUCCGCGACGAGCCCCCGCCGCUCGCUCCCGGCGGCGUCGUAUACUACUCCCAGGUCCUGCUGAAGCUGCGCGCGCUCAAUCUCAGGGCCGUGAAGCCGCAGCUGCGCAGGAUUAUUGUGAUGGAUGCGGACCAGCUCAUACUGAAGAAUCUGGACCAUCUGUUUGCGCUGCCCGAGGCGGAGAUUGCGGCGCCGCUGGCGUACUGGCAGGAGGGGAGUAGUGUGACGACGACGCUGAUGGUUGCGGAGCUGUCGGACCAGUUGUGGGGCAUUGUAGAUGAGGCGAUAAAGGGUAUUAGGACGGAUGAGUAUGAUAUGGAUCUGGUGAAUAGGGUGUUUGGGAAGCGGCUCAUGGUGCUCCCCGGGAGGUACUGUACGUUGAAUAGUCAUUGGGAGUCGCUGGAUCUGCCGGGGUGGUUUGAGGGCGGGACGGCGACGAGGCCGGCGCAGAAUGGGGAGCAGCUGGACAGGCUGUAUGAGAUGGCCGAGGUGGUGCACUUUACGGCGAUGGGGAAGCCAUGGGAUGUGGUGGGCGGGAAUGUGGGCGUGACGAGGCCGACGGCGCAUCCGCUGUUGGGCGGCAUGUUUGUGGAGUGGAGGACGACGGCGGAUGAGGUGUGUGGGCGGGUGCCGCAUGAUUGA
Messenger RNA from Morchella sextelata, 1020 nucleotides. RefSeq lists its product as uncharacterized. Gene Ontology annotation, molecular function: glycosyltransferase activity. The coding region runs from base 1 to 1020 and encodes 339 amino acids. The record is from RefSeq and is a predicted model, not a curated record. NCBI's taxonomy places the organism in Eukaryota, Fungi, Ascomycota, Pezizomycetes, Pezizales, Morchellaceae. The transcript has a single exon.